CUCGUCACUCAACGAAACCCAAUUGGCCUUUCAGGUGAGCUGCUGAAGCUCUUCUCCAUCGUUCGCUGCGACGUUGGCGGGAUGUCUGCAGCAGGCCAGGCCAUGACGCAGGUUCCUGCGGCUUGAGCUCUACUCCCAAUGCAACUCCAGAACCAUCGAUUGGACGGGGCAUAUGUCGGAGAUCCUGGAGAAGAAGCUGGUUCCGCGGCCAGGCGUUGUCAGGCCCCCGGUUUCACUGCGUGACUGCAGUGACAUUCUGCAUAUCCUUUCUCUGACUGAGCUUAGAUCAAGGCUAUUUCUGAUGGGCUUGCUCAUGCUUGUCCCAGCUUCUUGCGUUUCCCCCUCACUCUCUUUGCUCGAAUCCCACGCCCCCUAAAGGCCCGAAAGUCACAGAUCAUACCCGGUCCGUCGAAUGGCAUCUUUCCAUUCCGUGAGAACCGUCCGCCGAGAGAUUUUCGAGCGGGGAUAGAUCGCUCUUGGUCUUGGCUUUCUUUCGGCAUUGCUUUCCGCCCUUUGGCCCAUAUAAACCAGGCUGGAAACCUGGAAACUUUUCGCGGGUGGACCACGGCAGAUCCGAAGUGUUCGAGUUUCUGGCCUUCGGGCUUUUCUUCAGUCUUUGCAAAGUACUGACGGAUACUACAAACAUUGCGCGUUAGCACCCACCGGCUGUCUCUCUCCCCCAUCUUCGGCACAUCCAUGUCAACUUGAGAGUUUUAUUUAUAUCCGCAUAACUCUUCGCCAACCAACGUCGCUUGGUCAGAGCUUUCAGUUUCUUCGAGGGGCAUCCCAUUCUCAGUGAAGCUGAAGCUACUGCUUCUCAACCACCUUUCUACGUCGCGAUCAGAGGCGCCCUAUCGAAACAACGCACCGAAAACACCGCAAAGAUGAGCUCAACGAGUGGCAACUACGGCUCCGUCACCAACUCGGCUCCGGUCGUGAACGGCGACUCGCACGCCCACGCCGAUGAAGAGCAGCCCCUUCUUGGCGGCGGAGGCGGCGCCCGGAAACCAGCUUCCAAGUCUCUGCGAAAGAAGCUCACUACAGACGUGCAGCGCGACUGGGCCGACCUGGUUCUCUUGGCAUGCUACAUCAUCACCGGCCUGCUCGACAGCUCUUCCAUCUCCAUCUGGGGCUCUUUUGUGUCUAUGCAAACAGGAAACACAGUCUACAUCGGCCUCGGCCUCGCCGCGCCCACCGAAUCCACCCGCUGGAUCAAAUCCGCCACCUCGCUCAUCUCAUUCUGUCUCGGCUCUUUCUUCUUCAGCCGUUUCCACCGCUUCUUCUCUCCCAAGAAGCGCUGGGUCCUCUGCGCGUCCUUCAUCGCCCAGACGCUCCUCUGCGUCGCCGCCGCCGUCAUCCUGACCGUUGGUCCUGCGGCCGGCAAGGACGAGAUCGCCUGGAACGUCCUGGUGCCUAUCGCCCUCAUUGCCUUCCAGAGCUGCGGUCAGGCUGUCACCAGCCGCGCGCUCAAGUAUAACGCGCUCACCAGCGUCGUAUUGACGAGUAUCUACUGCGACCUGUUCUCUGACGCUGAGCUAUUCAGCGUCCGCAAUGCUGAGCGGAACCGAAGGGUCGGCGCGCCUGUAUUGCUUCUUGUUGGUGCCAUUUGCGGUGGCUUGUUUGCGCACAGUUCCCUGGGAAUUGCUGGUGCUCUGUGGACGGCCGCUUUCUUGAAGUUCCUCAUCGUCUUGUCGUGGUUCUUCUGGCCUGGUGAACCGACUUCCGACGAGUAGAUAAGAUGGGUUUUGUGCAGCUUGCUAUCCGGGCCUUGCUCAUCCGAGAGACUUGGAUACUUAGUGUUCUAAGACAUAGUUGCAAGAUGAUAAGCUACUAUGGCAUUUAGUGUGGGCUGAUAGACAACCUCAAGGUCUGGCGAAUCAAGUACAUUGAGCAUAUAGGCUUCUGAAGUUCAUGGAGCAAAUAUAGUAACGAUUUUCAAAAACUGCGAAGAA
Molecule: messenger RNA, 1952 nt
Organism: Colletotrichum scovillei
Lineage: Eukaryota; Fungi; Ascomycota; Sordariomycetes; Glomerellales; Glomerellaceae
Exons: 2
Coding region: 885-1733 (282 amino acids)
Source: RefSeq, a predicted model, not a curated record